UGUCGUUAGCUUCUUGCCGCCCUUUUUUCCCCCACUCAAGUCUUAGCAUCCACUGGCUUCGUCUUCCUGCAAUCCUCUCCUUAAUAAAACCAUGGCAAACAUUUAAACAAAGAAGAAGAACCCACCAUUUUUUCCCUCUCCAUUUAACUGAGGUUGUUUGUGAAGUUGAUUUACUGAAAUAUGGCACAAGCUGCACGUCUAAUAUGCUUUUCCCAUGGUAAAAGUGUUAAAUUUCAAUGUCGAACAUCGGCAUUUACUCGUAAUGAAGGGUUUCGUCGGAGGCUUAUUGUCCAUGGCAUAGUGCUACUGAAAAUUCAAUCUAGUUGCAGAAACUCAAGGUACUCUCGGUUAAUGAAGUCGAAUACGAGUGCUUCGUUGAAGUCAAGAUGUUCAAAUCAGCUUUCAAGAAGAAAAGAGAGGAACUUCUCUUCAAGGAGAAGCAAUGGAAGAACACCUAUGGAAGAAGAGACAUUUUCGUUAUCGGUGCCUACGUUAUCCAAUUUCAUGGAACAAUGGAGCCAGUCACAGAUUGUGAAAAUGGUUGGAUUGCUUGCAUGUGCAUACUUGGUGAUUCCGUCAGCUGCAGCUGUCGAUGCUCUAAAAACAUGCACUUGUUUGCUGAAGGAAUGCAGGGUAGAGCUUGCUAAGUGCAUCGCCAACCCAUCAUGUGCUGCAAAUGUUGCUUGCCUCCAGACCUGCAACGAUAGACCGGACGAGACCGAAUGCCAGAUUAAAUGUGGGGACCUCUUUGAGAACAGCGUUGUAGACGAAUUUAACGAAUGUGCCGUCUCACGCAAGAAAUGUGUGCCCCAGAAAUCCGAUCUAGGCGAAUUCCCUGCCCCCGAUCCUGCUGUUCUAGUUGAAAACUUCAACAUUGCAGAUUUUAAUGGGAAAUGGUUCAUCAGUAGGGGUUUAAAUCCUACCUUUGACACUUUUGACUGCCAACUACAUGAAUUUCAUGCAGAAGGUGACAAACUUGUAGGCAAUAUUACUUGGAGAAUAGGAACACCGGAUGGUGGUUUUUUCACUCGAUCGACUGAACAACGAUUCGUGCAAGAUCCGAACUACCCCGGGAUUCUUUACAAUCAUGACAAUGAGUACCUUCAUUAUCAAGAUGACUGGUAUAUUAUAUCAUCCAAAAUAGAAAACAAACCGGAUGAUUAUGUAUUCGUAUAUUAUCGGGGAAGAAACGAUGCAUGGGAUGGAUAUGGUGGAGCUGUUGUGUACACAAGAAGUGCCGUUUUGCCGGAAACCAUUGUACCUGAACUCAAAAGGGCAGCUGAAAAUGUUGGCAGAAACUUCAACAAAUUUAUCAAAACCGAUAAUACUUGUGGCCCGGAGCCUCCCCUCGUUGAAAGACUGGAAAAGAAAGUAGAGGAAGGAGAACAGACACUGAUUCGAGAAGUUGAAGAGAUAGAAGAGGAGGUGGAGAAGGCCGGGAAGACCGAGCUGACGUUGUUUCAGAGCUUGUUUGAAGGUUUUAAAGAGCUGCAACGAGAUGAAGAAAACUUCUUGAAAGGGCUAAGUGAAGAAGAGAUGGAGCUGUUGAACGAGCUGAAAAUGGAAGCGAGUGAAGUCGAGAAACUCUUCGGAAAUGCACUGCCGAUUAGGAAGCUGCGAUAGAUUGUUUCGCAAGUAAUUCAACAAAGUUCAAUUACAACCUUUUGUGUUAGAACUGUA
This is a messenger RNA of Hibiscus syriacus, 1680 nucleotides long. Its product is annotated as violaxanthin de-epoxidase, chloroplastic-like. The transcript has 6 exons. Bases 181 to 1623 code for a protein of 480 amino acids. Lineage: Eukaryota; Viridiplantae; Streptophyta; Magnoliopsida; Malvales; Malvaceae. The record is from RefSeq and is a predicted model, not a curated record. Gene Ontology annotation, biological process: xanthophyll cycle. Gene Ontology annotation, molecular function: violaxanthin de-epoxidase activity.